GGUCAAUUGGGGGAGUAGUAGACUAUCGCUCGGACGUGGGGGACGUGCAUUAAUAUAACUUGUUCAGAAUAAAUAAAAUCAUGCUGCUUCGUAAAGUGAGCCAGUCUUCCGCUCUGUACGGCACCAUCCUCAGGAUGCCCCCAGCGCUGUCCGGAGGUCAGCGUCAGGUCGUAGCUGCUGUGCAAAACUCACGUCUCUAUGCCAGCCAAGCCGCAGAGGCGGUGAUGGAGAAGACCGCAGCAGUUGGCAGUGACACUGCCACUAAAGCGGAAAAGAAGACCGCCGCUGUUGAAUCCAAAUCUUUUGCUGUCAGCAUUUUCAAGGGACAGAUCGCUACUCCUCAAGUGUUUCCCUUCCCCUCAGUUAUGAAUGAGGAGCAGGAGCAGUUCCUCAGAGAGCUCGUAGGACCUGUGGCCAAAUUCUUCGAGGAGGUGAACGACCCUGCCAAGAACGACGCUUUGGAAAAGGUAGAGGAUCAAACAAUGGAGGGCCUGAAGGAGAUGGGUGCCUUUGGACUGCAGGUGCCGGCUGAUUUGGGCGGACUCGGCCUCACAAACACACAGUACGCCCGGCUGGUUGAGAUCGUCGGCAGUCACGACCUCGGUGUCGGCAUCACUUUGGGCGCCCACCAGUCCAUCGGCUUCAAGGGCAUUCUGCUUUUCGGGAAUCCAGCCCAGAAGGAGAAGUACCUGCCCAAGCUUGCUACAGGUGAGACCAUAGCCGCCUUUUGCUUGACCGAACCCGCCAGCGGUUCAGAUGCUGCCUCCAUCAAAACCACAGCAAUCCAGUCGCCCUGCGGUCAGUACUUCACCCUCAGCGGAGGCAAGAUCUGGAUCAGUAAUGGAGGUCUGGCUGAGAUCUUCACCGUGUUCGCCAAGACCCCGAUGAAGGAUCCCAAGACGGGGGAGAUGAAGGACAAGAUCACAGCGUUCAUUGUGGAGAGGAGCUUCGGUGGAGUGACACACGGGCCUCCUGAGAAGAAGAUGGGCAUCAAGGCUUCCAACACAGCCGAGGUCUACUUCGAUAACGUCCGUGUCCCGGCCGACUGCGUGCUCGGCGAGGUGGGCGGCGGCUUCAAGGUGGCCAUGAACAUCCUGAAUAACGGGCGAUUUGGCAUGGCGGCCGCCCUCUCCGGCACCAUGAAGGGAGUCAUCACCAAAGCUGUGGAUCAUGCAGCUAACAGGACCCAGUUCGGGAGCAAGAUCCACACCUACGGAGCCAUCCAGGAGAAGAUGGCUCGCAUGGCGAUGUUGCACUAUGUCACUGAGUCAAUGGCUUAUAUGAUCAGCGGCAACAUGGACAGUGGAGCGACUGAGUUCCAGAUAGAAGCUGCCAUCAGCAAGAUCUUUGCCUCUGAAGCAGCGUGGACUGUGACUGACGAGUGCAUUCAGGUUAUGGGUGGCAUGGGUUUCAUGAAGGACCCCGGAGUAGAGAGAGUGAUGAGGGAUCUGAGAAUUUUCCGGAUCUUUGAGGGCACCAACGACAUCCUCAGACUUUUUGUGGCCCUCAACGGCUUCCAGAAUGCUGGAAACCAGCUGAAGAGUUUACAGAAGGCCAUGAAGAACCCACUGGGCAACGCCGGACUGCUCGCAGGAGAAAUCACCAAGAGAGCCAAAAGGAAGGCUGGUUUGAGCACUGGUCUGACCCUUCAGGGAACUGUGCAUCCUGAACUGGCACACAGUGGUGAACUGACCGUUAAAGCCAUCGAACAGUUCGGAGCGGUCAUUGAGGAGCUGCUGAUCAAACACGGCAAGAAGAUUAUAGAUGAGCAGUUUGUCUUGAAGAGAGUGGCAGAUUGCGCCAUUGACCUGUACGCCAUGAUUGUUGUCCUGUCGAGGGCUUCACGCUCUUUGACUCAAGGCCACGCUGCAGCUCAGCAUGAGAAGAUGCUGUGUGAGACCUGGUGUAUGGAGGCUCACGAUAGGGUGAUGCAGGACAUCAAGCUCCUGCGCUCCGGGGAGUCCAAACAGCUCUUCAAGAACCUGCGGGCCAUCUCUACGGCGGUGGUGGAGAACGGAGCAGUGGUCUGUCCUCACCCUCUGGGUUUCUAAACACGCACCGUUGCUUCCUCUAACCCCGACGUCUGUUCUUUUUGUUUUCUUUUAUUUUCUCGUCACUCUUCUUCUGGAUCUUUUAAACCGAGUUCUUGGUCACACGUGCCAAGGUUGUAUUUUUUUUUUUUUUUUUUCAUCAACUUUUUGUUAUUGCCAUCACAGCUCUUAUCACACAUCAGUGCCCUUUUUAUCCGCUCUGUACAAUUUAGCUCUAUCUCGACUUCGCUCGAAUUUUGCUGCCACUGUAAACAUGUUUUACAUUCACGUCAUUUAUUUAUUAAAUACCGAUGACAGGAUGAGGACAGUAGAUCACAGCUGUCAAGAUAUAGUCAAUAUUAUAUACAAUUUUAAAAUAUGAAGAACUUUGACUGAAGACCUCUAGAGUUUUAAGGUGGGGUUUAAUCUACGGAUUAGUCAAUGGGUAAAAAAAACAACACAACAAUAUUUUCUCAUAUUGUUCAGCCCGUCUACCAUCUGCAUUUAAUGAUCUUUUUGGGUUUUGUUCUGUUCCGUUAAUUACACAAAUACAACAACAUCAAUGCAACUUUGGAGAUAGGCCAGUAAAUGAACUCUCGUCAUCUAAUUUAUACCCAAAAAAGGUAUUUUAAAGGACAGAUUGUUCCCUGUAAUUUCUCCACAUAUCUACAAUGUGAUCAAAUGUAUAUAAUGGUGUGGUGUUAAUGUACUUACUGCCUUUUUUUUUUUUUUUUUGUCUUCUUCUUCUUCUGCACAUCAACCUCACUCAGCGUUUAUCACGAUAACAUUAAAGUCGAGAGCGAAUCCGUUGCCUUAGAAACUGAUCCACAGAUGCUGUUCAUGGGGGUUCCUGCUGUGACUGGAGUCGUGAUACUAGAAACCAGCAUGCAGGUCAACUCAUUCAUUACUGAAAGUUAACGAACUUUUUAAAGAGUUUUAUUUCCUCUGCUACAACGUUAGCAAGCCUCAUUAACUGUAUGUGUAGAGAAUGAACCAUCUCUCCUGCAAACUUGGUUGUUGGAUAUUUUUAACAAAUGGGUUUAUAAUUUCUUGCAAACAUCUGGGUCGUGUACAUAUAAUGGUGGUACUUUUAAUAAACAGGUAAAGAUAUACUUAUGGGGGUUAUAAAGCAUCCAUAAAACAUAAAUAAUGUUUGCUCAUUCAACGCCUGCUGCUAAAGUCAGUAACCAGAAUACUGAAUGUGCUUGGAGGUGAUUUACUAACAGGUGAUAUGAUAACAAUAUGCAUUUAAAGGGAAUAUACAGUAUGUUUUGGUAGGAUGACAGUGUUUCUGCAAAUCUUUGAGCAUUUUUGGUUUAAUAAAACUAUUACAUAACCUGG
Molecule: messenger RNA, 3371 nt
Organism: Scomber japonicus (chub mackerel)
Lineage: Eukaryota; Metazoa; Chordata; Actinopteri; Scombriformes; Scombridae
Gene: acadvl
Product: acyl-CoA dehydrogenase very long chain
Exons: 21
Coding region: 81-2051 (656 amino acids)
Molecular function (GO): fatty-acyl-CoA binding; very-long-chain fatty acyl-CoA dehydrogenase activity; flavin adenine dinucleotide binding
Source: RefSeq, a predicted model, not a curated record